Molecule: messenger RNA, 6984 nt
Organism: Symbiodinium natans
Lineage: Eukaryota; Dinophyceae; Suessiales; Symbiodiniaceae
Source: the annotation of a GenBank genome assembly
AUGCAAGCCGUCGCGCUUCGGUGUGACCUCGGCACUUUGUGGACGCAGCCACGCGUUGCGCAUUUGCUGUGGCACUUUCUGCACGUCACGGAUCGUGUCCGCGUGCAGAGCAUUACUUGGUGGAUUCACGCAGAUAUCAGGUGGUUCAUUUUUGAGCUGCAGCCUGCUUUGCCUGACAGCGACUCCAGCAGUGAGGACGCGCUCCUCCCGCUGUUGCCCGCUCCUGUGGGGCCUCUGCCUCCUUUGCCAGUUCCUGAUGAACCUCGGCCUCAGUCAACUCCUCCAGAAAUCGACUAUGGGGUGAAUGCAUACUUGGCAGCUGGGUUGAAACCGUUGACUGCCAGGGAUGAGACCUUGAGGUUGCAAGCAAUUACGUAUGAGCGGAAGUGCGCCCUGAAAAAGUGGUUGAGCUUAAUCUCUGUGAACUUCCAGGCGUGGGAAAUCGCGAGACGAGCUCUGGGCCCCUUCGAGCCCAGCUUUGCGUGCAAAGGCCUGGUAGACAGUGUCAGAGAUGCUGCGGGAGUUAAGGCUUCAAGCACUUUGCAUAACCGAGCCGGACCCCUGCUCCGGUACGUGAAGUAUUGGAAGGGUCGUGGACACAAGUGCUUCCCCGUGAGUGAGGGGCAGGUCUACUCCUUCUUCAAGGACGGGGGAGAUAUGGCGCCCACCUUUCCAAGGUCCCUGAUGAUCUCCAUCAGCUUCGCUGUGCACGUGUUUGGCUUGGUUUGGACUGAUGACCCGCUGAGAAGCGGGAGGGUCAAGGGCUUGGUCGCUUCCCACUAUGCGACGAAGCGCGAAGAAGUCAGGAGACCGGCUUUCACUGUGGAGCAGAUCAAGGUGUUGGAGAGGAUCGUCAUGGACAGCGGGAGGUCUUCGUAUGACAGAGUCGCUGCAGGGUUCUUUCUGAUGCUCGCAUACGGUCGUUUGCGGUUCAGUGACGGGCAGAGGAUUACCAGCUUCCUGUUGGAUCAACCCGACCCCAACAAGCCUGAGCUGGGAUAUCUGGAGUGUACUGCCAAACGCACAAAGUCGCAGGUUGGCAUGAUCAAGAAGGCAAAGGUCCUGCCCGUGGUGAUCCCGCUGGCUGCGGUGGGUCUCUGCUGGAUCCCUACCUGGCUUGUCCUCCGGAUGAAGGCCGGGCUGUGCUAUGGAGGGUCGGUGCCGGAGACUGAGCCCAUUCUCCCGGCGGUUGCGGCAGGAGGCGGCUGGACUCGAGUCCCCCUUGACGUUUCGGCGGCUAGUGAUUGGUUGAGGCAGCUGUUGAGGCAUACUGCGCAGGUCGGUCCCAUCAAGGUGGGUACUCACAGCGCCAAGGCAACUAUGCUCAGUUGGGCCGCCAAAGUCGGCAUGGAUGAGGGGCCCCGACGCCUGUUGGGCUUCCACGUGAAGACUGGAGACUCCCUGGUCGUCUACAGCCGAGAUGCUAUGUCCCAUCCUAUGCGGUUGCUCGUGCGGCUCAUCCUGGACGUCAAGAACGGCAAGUUCGAUCCAGACUUGACCCGCUCCGGGGCUUUGGCUAGUGAGCUGGCUGGGGAGUCGGAGUCUUCCGAGGGCUCGACGGAUGAAGAGUGCAAGCAGGUGUCGGAAGAAGAGAGGGCCGUGGAAGAUGUCGUCGGCGAGUGGGACCCGGGCCACGGCCCCGACGAACACUUUGCAAGGCACCUUGUCUCACGAUGCAUUCACAAGGAUGUUUCAGUGUCUGAACAAUUUUGGAACGCACUCGCGCAGGCCUACGAAAACGUGAUGGGUGAAGGCAAAGCGGUCUUCAAAGCUCGGGCGGUGGCCGUGGGCCUCGAACCUGAGAUCUUGACGCACCUCGCGAAUGGCGAGAUUGACACGUUGGCUUCGCUGGCCUUUUCUUGCAGCUACACCCCAGGUAGCUCCGAUGACUCGGUCUUUGUGACGCUGAUGGGCAAGCUAUGUGGCAAGGAUCCUGGGGUCAAGCAGUUGGCGUGCCUCCGCAGGUUGUUCGCGGAAGCGUACGCCAUCGUAGCGAGUGACAUCAAGACUCAGGUAGAAUCUUCAGACGAUGUCCCUAUCAAACGUUUGGCACCAGCCGACCGUGCCCAGAGGUUGGCCGAUCAACAGAAGAGGCUGGCCGGCCUCAACUUGAGGGGCCAUUUGGAGCCAGGAGAUGGCCUGGUAGACAGAUGUGCCCAUAUCUAUGAGACAGACCGGCUGGCUUACGUUGAGUGGGCGGCCUGUGUAUCCAGAGACCAUGAGGUGUUGACUGGCACCAAGAAAGACGGCAUGCUGGUCCUUGAUGCUCACGGCCAAGUCAAAAUGUCGUCGAAGCAAGGUGCAGCUCCAUGCGAGACUACCACAGAGCUCCAGGUGCGCUACUGCCUAAUGAGGCGUGGUCUGGCGUUUGAGCAAGCGAAUAUCCUCGAUUAUAAGCUGCGCGACCAGUUGAUCGAAAAGUACUUUGAAUAUCGACUGAUGCCGACACCUCCUGGCUUUGCAGCUGUCGGGAUGGGGCAGAUCGAAGCGGCCGACCGUCGGUUCUUCAUGCUUAUGGCAGAGCGCACGAGGUCGGGGAUCAAAGCCACCGCCAGUGGACGGCCUUGUGACAAGGAGUUCAAGGCAUGCAUCGAGAGCAGUGAGUUCCUUUCGAUGAUCCAGCACAAGCCUUUGGCUGCUGCUGCCAAGGAAGCCUGGACUGAGGAAGGCUCCCCAACCAAGAAGCGCCGCUUGGGCUCAAAGGGCCGAGGCAAGGGCAAGGGCAAAGGCCGCGGUGAGCGGUCCGCAGGAGGCAUUGUUCCGGCCCAGCUACUGCGCCUCGGAUGUGUUGCCUGUACCUCCCGUGGGAACCCCGUGUGCUUUGACUAUUCGCUCAAGAAAUGCGAGCGCAAGGUCACGGGCAACAAGUGUGAGCGCGGCUUACAUGUUUGCGCUGUUGCCAAAUGCCAUGGCAACCAUCCGGCCACGGAAUGCCCACGGGCAUCUAAGGAAGAUGCCUCGGGGGAUGUGCCACGCAAGGGUGUGGCAGAGACGCCUGUGGGCGAUCGCAAGUGUGCGAGUGAGGCGCCGCCUCUACCUGUACAGUCGGUUUCGUUUUCCAAUGUCACAGAAGAAUGCUUCGAUUCCUUUUGCAAGAGUUUACUUGAUGACACCUCUCUGAAUCCAUGCGACCGCAUUUUGCAGUUGCUUGAGCAGGCGCCUGUGCAAGAACCGCCCCGCGAAGGGGCCCAAGCAGGUGCGAAGAGUUUCCAAGUCGGUGUCUACAAUCAUGGAGGGGUUACGGGGCUUCGAGCCGCCACGCACAGAUACCCUCAUGCUUGUCGAAUUUUGACCGACGCCGUUCGGAUGGUGUGUGCUGACCACAUCUUUUCAUCAGUUGCCCUGUUCCGCAACAUACAGGUUGCGCCUCAUGCUGACUCGCGCAACAGCCCAGUGCCAAACUUGAUUGUUCCUGUCACUCUGUUUUCAGGUGGUCAACUGUUUGUCGUGCAUCAGGAUGGACCCGACCGAAACGUGUGUGAUGGGAAAGAGGAGUCAGGCUUUAGCUUGGAUGUCGCUGCGAAGCCCUGGCUGUUCGAUGCAAAACAUUGCAAACACUUCGCGUUGCCAUGGAAAGGGACACGGCUCGUCAUGGUUGCUUUCACGGUGGGCCUCCUCCGAAACCUGUCAAGCCAAGAUGCUGCCGUUGCGGCGGGUCUCGGUUUCAACUUGCCGUCAUGCGACCUGCCUGAACCGGGCUGUUCCAAGCCUACGAAUGCGUCGUUACUUGACCUGCGCCGACCUCCCGGGCCCCGACCCGAAGGAGAACAGUCCCCGGCUGGCCUUCAGUCCCCCGUGACGACCGAGGAAGGGCAGCAACUCCCUGAGAUCAGGGCCCCGGAGGUCGUUGAUGUAUCCAAGGACCCGCGCCACCCUUCAGUGUCCGCGAGGGCCGAUGCUGGGCAGCCCUUCCCCGAGUGCCGGGCCCCGGAGGUCGGUGGUUCGGUAUCCCUGCCGGGUGAUGGUCCCCUUCUUGUUGAGUUGUGCGCCGGAUCCGCCGUACUGAGCAGCGUGGCAUCCACGCGUGGAUUCUCGACACUAGCCGUGGACCAUGCCUUGAACCGUCACACACCCAAAAGCAAGAUUACUGUCUUGGACUUGAGCCUUCCAGCCUCGUGGAGCACGUUGGGGUACAUUCUGGAAAACCGAGAAGUGGCUCUCUUGUUCGCAGCGCCCCCGUGUGGGACUUGCUCCGCAGCGCGGGAAAUCCCGCUGGAGGACGGGUCGAUGGGCCCACCUGUGUUGCGCACGCAUGAGUUUCCCUACGGCGUGCCGGGCUUAUCUCCGCAUAACCGGCUCAAAGUUGAGAAAGCCAAUGCCCUGUAUGAGUGCUUGGCAAAAUUCCUGCUGCUGGCGCAUAAGCGCCGUAUCCCUUGGAUGGUGGAGAAUCCCACCGGCAGCCUCCUUUGGAUCUUGCCUUGUUUUGCAGAGCUUGUCAAACUCGGACGGUUUUCACACUGCGAGUCAUGUGCGUUUGGGGGCCAGCGUUUAAAACGUACCAGCUUCUUGGGCAGCGAUCGAUGGCCUGGAUUGUGUUUGAGAUGUCCGGGGAAUCAUGAACAUGCACCGUGGGGUCAGUCUGCGGAUGGGUCCUUUGCCACGGCCCUCGAAGCUGAGUACCCUUCGAAGCUGUGUCAUGCUGUUUGUGAUUUUGCUGAACACAUGUGCCGUGAGAGGGCGCUUCCCUUAGGUUCUGCUGCUCCCCUGGUGCCGAGGGCUUAUCGUCAACCCCGGGGCCGGCUGCAUCCGCAGGUCAUCCCUGAGUACCAGCAUACCGUAUCCACCAUUGUGCCUGCGUCGCCGUCUCUCGACGACAAACAAUGCCUGCGUACUGCUUUGCAAACGCCCAGGGGUCUCCUACCCGCUGGGAACAAGCUUCUGCGUUCCGAAAAUAGGGGAGGUGGUAAGUGGUUCUGUGUCUUUGGUGUGUUUUGGGAUCCCUUGUCCUUUGUAGAAGAGGCGAGGAGGCUUUGGCACCCUUUCGACUCGCUGGCCCACCUGCCAGACUACUUGAUCACCGCCCUUCAUGAGCAGCUUUCCUUGUCACCAAUGGACUUGACUAAGUUGAGGCUGACACGUCUGAAGCAUUGGCAGGAUCUGGCAAAGUCGCUGCGUCAAAAGGAUGCGACUAUGAAAGAGCAACUGCAUCCGGACGUGCAAGGCAUACUGAAAGGGAAACAUCUGGCCUUGUUGGCGCAUCUUGUCGACGAGAUCCAAUGGCCGGACGCGCAUUUGUUGCCUGAGCUGUGCCAGGGUUUCCGACUCGUAGGCCCUGCCAAUAAGUCGGGUGUGUUCAGGGCUGGCUUGGUAGUUGCUUCGCAGGAUGAGUGCCAACUCAUGCGCAGAGCGCCAGAGAUUAGGGAAGGCAUUUUGAAGCGGCUGGAGUCAGAACCAGUGACUGAAUACGCUCAAGAGCUGUGCGACAUCACUCGUGAGGAGGCCGACGUUAAAGGGUGGCUGGAGGGCCCCUUCUCCCCUGACGAAGUCAGUGAUCGCCUAGGAGAAUGGCUCCCUGUGCGGAGGUUUGCUGUGCGUCAGGGGGCGAAACUGCGCCCCAUCGACGACCUGCGUGAGAAUGAGGUCAACUCCUGCUUCUCGAGUGUUGAGAAGGUCACCUUGUCUGCCAUGGACCAUGUGCUGUGGUCGGCUAACAUCUUGGUUGCAUACUUCCGGGAUAGGGGUGCCUACCGCUUUACUUUGUCCACAGGCCAGGUGCUGUCGGGUAAGGUUCAUCACGCUUGGUCCGACGCCGGGGCCGAGUUGCGCAUGUCGUCUCUUGACCUAAAAUCAGCGUAUAAGCAACUCCCCUUGUCUCCGCUCGAUCACAACAAGUCCGUCGUGUGCCUCCGGAACCCUCGGAGUAUGGCUUUGGAGUGCUACAUCAUGAAGACGCUCCCCUUUGGGGGAGCGGCGAGCGUCCCGUCCUUCUUGCGAUGCAGUUCCCUUAUCCACGCCUUGGGGUGCCGAUUGGGGCUUUGCUGGUCGAACUACUUCGACGACUUCCCGGUGAUAUCGCACUCCCUGUGCGCGUCAUCGACCAUGGCCUGCAUGGUGGGUUUUCUAAAGUUGUUGGGGUUCGAUCACGCUAAGGAAAAGCUACUCCCCUUUGAUGUGAAGGCGGAAGUUCUCGGCGUCCAGGUAGACUUGACUGGCGCUCCUAAAGGGGUAAUCCAGGUUAAGAAUAAGGAUAGCCGGGUUGCUGAGUUGUUGCCAGUGCUUGAGGCGGCGUGUCGCGACAAGAAAGUCAUCCCGGCCCACCUGCCAUCUUUCGUCGGCAAACUUCAGUAUGCCGAUGCUCAGAUUUGGGGGAGAGCGGGGCGUUUGGCGUUGCAUGAUGUUAGAGCUUUGGCGCAUACCUCCAAGGUACCUGUGAGCCUGGACCCCAGUGGUCUGGCGGCUUUGAACCUUCUGAAGGAACGCUUCAUGCGGGGUAGGCCUCGCACCUUACUUGCCUCCCGAGGGGAACUCCCGUUCCUCAUGUUCACUGAUGGCGCUCUUGAAGAGGGGCAUGCCAAGCUUGGUCUCCCGCCUGCCACCAUAGGAGGCUUGCUCUUGUGGCCCGGGCGUAGUCAGCGGGCUGAGUAUUUUGGAUGUGCUGUUCCUGAGACCGUGCUGGAAAUGUGGCGCGCGGAUGGGAAGUCACAUGUCAUCGGCCUAGUGGAGCUCUUUGCCGUCGUGGUGGGCAUCCGCACCUGGAAGUCGUACUUCGAGGGAAGGAGGUUGCUAACGUUCAUCGACAACUACGCUGCGCUCGAUGUUGCUAUCAAGGGAUCCGCGUCUGUCAAGCAGUGGCGCGAUUUGUUGUUGCUACUUGAGUGCCCCGAUGAAACGUCCCCCACGCUCAUGUGGCAUGCAAGGGUACCCUCGAAGUCGAACCCGUCAGAUGGGCCCAGCCGGGGUGACACGUCCCUGAUGGAAUCCUUCCACGCUAAGCGCGUCACGCCUGUAUGUCCCGUGACACAGGUGCAGCUGCGGAACUUGUAA